Molecule: messenger RNA, 1191 nt
Organism: Pelecanus crispus (Dalmatian pelican)
Lineage: Eukaryota; Metazoa; Chordata; Aves; Pelecaniformes; Pelecanidae
Source: RefSeq, a predicted model, not a curated record
UUCCCCAGAAAAAUCGAAGUCCCUGGAGAGUGCUGUGAGAAGUGGAUCUGUGACCCGAAAGACGAAGUGAUUUUGGGAGGUUUUGCUAUGGCUGGGGGGGGGAACAAAAACGCCUACAGACAAGAGGCCACACUCGGGAUUGAUGUGUCAGAUUCAAGUGCCAAUUGUAUUGAGCAGACAACAGAAUGGAGUGCUUGUUCCAAAAGCUGUGGAAUGGGCUUUUCCACCCGUGUUACCAACAGAAAUCAACAGUGUGAGAUGGUGAAGCAGACACGUCUUUGCAUGAUAAGACCUUGUGAAAAUGAAGAGCCAUCUGAUAAGAAAGGGAAGAAAUGUAUCCGAACAAAGAAGUCCCUGAAAGCUCUUCGCUUUGAAUACAAGAACUGCACUAGUGUGCAGGCAUACAAACCACGUUACUGUGGCCUCUGCAAUGAUGGGCGAUGCUGUACCCCACACAACACCAAAACGAUCCAAGUUGAGUUCCGCUGUCCUCAGGGCAAAGUCCUAAAAAAGCCAAUGAUGUUGAUCAGCACCUGUGUCUGUCAUAAUAACUGUCCUCAGAGUAACAAUGCUUUCUUCCAGCCAUUAGAUCUGACAUCUAGUGAAGCAAAAAUAUGAAAAGCCUAAGUUAGGUAACACAAAAGGUAUAAAUAGUUUAUACAAGACUUGACCCACAAUCAGGUGAAUGUAACAAUUGCAUAUGUAAAACAUCUAAGAUGUUUUUCAAAACAGUCAGGCGCUUUAUUUUUUCCUGUAGUUUAUUAAAUACCUCAUUCUACGGUUUCCCCCUCCAAAUGGCUUUUAUUCACUUGAAGUAAAUUUUGUACCUUGGACAGAGCCUUCUUUUGUUCUUGACAGUGGCAUAAAGAUUACAAAGCAAACAGCUGGUCUUUCUCCUUGAGUUAAGGGGAUCAUGCCACAAGCUUCAGUAGCUGUAAGACUGGGCUCUUUAAGAGUAAGUGGAUUCCUUGGGGAAUGCAUGAUACCAUAUCACAUAAGCUUCCAGGUUCUUAACUUCACUUUGCAUAAUGCAUAUAAACACUUAAGCAGUGUUCUUUUUCCGUUCUAUUGAAACUCUGUUUCUCAUGACAGUAAAAAACUUACUGAUGAAAGUGUUGCAUUCUUGUAUCUUGUAAAAUACCUUCUAUCUGUACCUCCGACUUUCUCUGCAGAUUAAGUUUGCACAUAGCC